This is a messenger RNA of Phodopus roborovskii (desert hamster), 2231 nucleotides long. RefSeq names its product lysosomal membrane ascorbate-dependent ferrireductase CYB561A3. The coding region runs from base 195 to 923 and encodes 242 amino acids. The transcript is spliced from 6 exons. NCBI's taxonomy places the organism in Eukaryota, Metazoa, Chordata, Mammalia, Rodentia, Cricetidae. The record is from RefSeq and is a predicted model, not a curated record. Gene Ontology annotation, molecular function: oxidoreductase activity. Gene Ontology annotation, cellular component: lysosomal membrane.
AAGGCCAACAGGGCGCAGUGCUCCUAGGAAUCUGUCCAGAAACUACCCGGGAACUCGCGCCUUGGCACACAAACUUCAUUUCCCAGACGCCCUAGCGAACCAUCGGAAGUGCCCGAGCGUAUAACAUUCCAGGCAGCGCCCUCUGUAGCGAAUCCCGCGGACUGCAGGCUUGCCGGAAAGAGUUCUUGAUCAGAAUGGCUUCAGGACGGUUUUACCUUUUCUGCAUGGUCCUGGGGUCCCUGGGAUCAAUGUGCAUCCUCUUCACCACCUAUUGGAUGCAGUACUGGCGUGGCGGCUUUGCCUGGGAUGGCAGUGUGCACAUGUUCAACUGGCACCCCGUACUUAUGGUCUCUGGCAUGGUGGUCCUCUAUGGAGCUGCCUCACUGGUCUACCGCCUGCCCUUGUCGUGGGUGGGGCCCAAACUGCCCUGGAAAAUUCUCCAUGCAGCACUGCACCUGCUGGCCUUCACCCUUACUGUCAUGGGGUUGGUUGCCGUCUUUCAGUUCCACAACCAUUCAAAAAUCACACACCUCUAUUCCCUGCAUAGCUGGCUGGGCAUCACCACUGUCAUCUUCUUCGCCUGUCAGUGGUCCCUGGGAUUUGCCAUCUUUCUCCUGCCCUGGGCAUCUCAGUGGCUGCGAAGCCUCCUGAAACCUGUGCAUGUCUACUUUGGAGCCUGCAUCCUUUCCCUAUCCAUCACAUCUGUUAUUUCCGGCAUCAAUGAGAAGCUUUUCUUUGUUUUGAAAAAUGUCACCAUGCCCUACUCCAGCCUGCCUAGUGAGGCAGUCUUUGCCAACAGCACUGGGCUCUUGGUGGUGGCUUUUGGCCUACUGGUUCUCUAUGUUCUUCUGGCUUCACCAUGGAAACGUCCAGAUCCAGGAGCUCUGACUGACAGACAGCCUCUGUUGCAUGACAGGGAGUGAAGCUGGCAGGGGCUUCCAGGAACAGUCGGUGGUGCAGUCUCUGCUCCCUCAGAAGCUCUUCUGUACUUGGAGCUCCUGGCUCAUUUCAGCAAUCAACUUCUCUUGGACCAGAGACAAACUUGUUACUCCAGUUCCUGACUCUCUCCAGCCACUUGCUGUCCAUCUGCUUUUCUUGAUGGCUUUGACUUGUUGGCAUUUUACCCCCAAGGGCCGCCUUGCCUUGUUUCAUGUCUCUUCUGCUGGUCUACAGAAUGGGCUGCUUUCUCCUCAUCACUCCUAGGGAUGUGGUAGAAGCCAAAGCAGAGGCCGAAAUGUAGUUCAUACAGGCAAGAUAGGAAGUCUGCUGUCUGUGGGAGCGUUUGUGUCCAAUAGGUAGGGUUCCUCAGCUCUGUCCUGGAUAUGCAUUUGGGUGAGCAGAGACAUUGGGAGGUACUAAUAGGGUAGUAACAGCAGGAGAGGCUUUGCAGAAAUCAGGUGCUGGUCACUUGAGCUACUCUGUUCUCUUUGAUGUACUGUGUUGUAUAUAUUGUGACUAUGUGGCUCCCCCUCUUCUAGUUGCUGCUUCAAUUGCUGCCUGGAUCUCGCCCUUUCCCUGUGACUUACAUGCCUGUCCCCCUCAACCAACCCUAUGCGCCCUGGUAAACUGUCCUCCCGUGAACAGAGAGCCUGACCCUAUAGCCCCAAGUGAUGAACAACAGAGGUUUCUGUGACCUUCCUUUCUGUCCCCUUGUGGGUAUGGGCUUUCUUGCCUCUAGUCAUGCUCUUCCCUGAAAGGGUCCAGCCCACUAUGAAAUUGAAACCAGCAUUAUGAAGCAGUUUGCUGGGCAGAGUUCUGGGAGCCACUGCUGACUUCAGAGGUGUUCUUUAUUGAGUACUGGGUGCUUUUGUCUGCCCCUGCCCCCUCCCCAAGCCCACCCACCCUCCCUCCAUGGUAUGCCAAAGAGUGAGCUUUGCUCUUCUCCUGAAUAGAAACUGGGUAGAAGGGAGGAAUCUUGCCCCUCUGCUUUGUAUUAGCCCAUGGCACUUCAUACCUUCUUAGAUAAGCCCUGCGAAGUCCUUGCAAACUCUUGUGCUUAGCAGACCAGUAGGAGGAGUUGGGUUCCUGACUCCCUACAGAUAGUGAUCAGGCUGAACUUCAACCCUGUUGCCAGAAAUUGUCAGGAGGCUGGCAUGGACUUCCUGACAAAUGAAACCUGCACACCCUUGGCAUUACUGUGAGCACUUGGGACAUGUGCUGGUUUACUCAUGAGUGGGUCUUCUACUUCUUCAUGAAUCUGGUUUUUAUUAAAUGUGUUUUUAAACACUAAA